AUGCGUGCCCUUGUGAGCGCCGCCCUGAUGCUGUCCGUGACCAGCGCGCUGCUGCCGCUGCGGGCCCCCGCGGGCGGCCCCGUUCUGAGCAGCUGCCUGAAACCUUGGAAGGGCUGCCCCGAGGGCAGCUCCCUGAGCGGCUCCCGGCUCGGUGUCGCUGGUUUCUCCGAGGUCAUGGCCAUGUACCAAGACGGCAGCACGUCCGACAAAAGCGGCAGCACGUGUGCGCCGCACGGCGAGAACGGCCUCGACCGCGCCGCCCCCAAGGCCCUGGCGACGAGCCCCGCCGCGACGGCGCUGCGCCAGCUCUACAAAAACUCCGGCGCGGACGGCAGCACGUCCGACAAAAGCGGCAGCACGUGUGCGCCGCACGGCGAGAACGGCCUCGACCGCGCCGCCCCCAAGGCCCUGGCGACGAGUCCCGCCGCGACGGCGCUGCGCCAGCUCUACAAAAACUCCGGCGCGGACGGCCUCUACGCCGACGCGUUCGACUCCGCGACUAUGAAAGGCGGGGCGAAGGCCGAGCUCGACUCGAACAAGUACCAGGCGGGCGGAAUGCGCGCGCUCCACGCCAUCGAGCAGGUCAGCUGCGUGCAAUCCAAGACGAUGGUCCAGGGCACGAUCAAGCACGCUGCUAUUGCUACUGAUGGGCGUGUGACGGCCGAAUCGGCAUGCACGGGCAAGCCCACUUACAGCUGCGUUUCGAGCUUCGAGCAAACAGCGGAGGGCUGCUCCGGCGAGACUAUAGGAGGCUGCCCGCUCGCCGGCAGCGCGAACAAGCCGGCCGGGAACGACGUCUUGGACGUCGCGUCCGCCGAACAGGCGCCUUCGAACACGACCGAGGGCGGCGUCGACGAAGAAGAAGCUGCCGAGGGCUACCGCGGGCGGGCUUCCCGGUGGCUCUUCCAGUUUCUUGCGAUUUCGAUCGGAAUUGUUUUGGGACUCUUUGUGUUCGGAAGGGUUAUUCCGCGGUGCAGUAGCUCGGCGAAGGGCGCUGCCUGGCGCUCGUACGUCGUCGCCUACCUGCUUAUUUCGCCAGAGAUCGCCCUCGUGGAGGCGGCGGCGACUUCGGUCCGCAGCAGCGACUACACAAUUACGAAGAGUUCCAAGAUCAAGACCAACGAGUCUCCGAGCUCGUCAGUCCAAAGUCUUGGGCAGCGGCGCGUGCUGUCGGGCUACGUGAUGACCGACAGCAACAUUAGAACGGCCGUUACGGCGUGGUUCUCGGACCCGAGUGCUGCCGAGUCGACGUACGGCCACAUCUCGACGUGGGACACAUCGGGGGUGACGGACAUGUCGCAGUUGUUUUGUUCAGCUUAUCAUGCGACCUAUCGGCCUCUCUGCAACACGGACGCGUCGUCCUUCAACGAGGACAUCACCGCGUGGGAUACCUCCGGCGUCACGACGAUGUCGUUUAUGUUCGGCUGGGCCUCGGCCUUCGACCAGGACAUCGGCGCGUGGGACACCUCCGGCGUCCUGUCGAUGGAUGCGAUGUUCAACUACGCCUCGGCCUUCAACCAGGACAUCAGCGCGUGGGACACCUCCGGCGUCACAACGAUGAGCGGGAUGUUCCGCGACGCCUCGGCCUUCGACCAGGACAUCGGCGCGUGGGACACCUCUGGCGUCACGACGAUGUACUACAUGUUCCUCAGCGCCUCGGCCUUCGACCAGCCGCUAAACGACUGGCGGAUCGACAAGGUCAUGAGUAUGGCACGGAUGUUCUACGACGCCUACGCCUUCGACCAGGACCUCGGCUGGUGCGUGGCCGACGACGUGGAAAUGUACCAAGCGUACUCCAACACCCCGUGCUACUCGACGUCGUGCGGCAUCAAGCAAGUGGCGGGCGGAUGCGCGCCAACGCCCGCGCCGACAAUGUCGCCACAACCGACCACGGCGCCGUCGCCCGCGCCGACGAUGUCGCCACAACCGACCACGGCGCCGUCGCCCGCGCCGCAGAUGUCGCCAUACGUGAUGACCGACAGCAACAUUAGAACUGCUCGCGACGCGUGGCUCACUAGCGCGACGGCCGCGGAGGCGACGUACGGCCACAUCUCGACGUGGGACACAUCGGGGGUGACGGACCUCUCUCGUUUUAUUUGGACAUCGUCCUUCAACGAGGACAUCACCGCGUGGGACACCUCAGGCGUGACGACCAUGUACGAGAUGUUCAGCGGCGCCUCGGCCUUUAACCAAGACCUCAGCGGCUGGCAGGUCGACAAGGUAGAUGAUAUGGAAGGGAUGUUCAAAGACGCCUCGGCCUUUGACCAGGACCUCGGCUGGUGCGCGGACGACGACGUGGACCUGGAGAACGCGUUCUUACACACCCCGUGCGCGUUGACUCUUUGUGGCGUGAUGUGGGAGACAAAUACUGGCGACUGCGACGUAUCGCGCACGGGAAACGUCAUGGUCAACUGGAAAAUCAGAUGGGCAGUUAAUGCGUGGAUUUCGGACGCGACGGCAGCCGAAGCGACGUACGGCCACAUUUCCACGUGGGAGACCCAGGGGGUGACGGACAUGAGUUGCCUCUUUACAACAACAGCAGCUACUCACGAGUGCGAAUACUAUUACAACAGGGCCGCGGCGUCCUUCAACGGGGACAUCGGCGCAUGGAACACCUCUGGCGUCAAGACGAUGCGCUAUAUGUUCUGGGGAGCCUCGGCCUUUAACCAGGACAUCGGCGCGUGGGACACCUCGGGCGUCACAUCCAUGUCUUCCAUGUUCUACGAAGCCUCGGCCUUCGACCAGGACAUCAGUGGUUGGGCGGUCCACAGCGUCACGGAGAUGGGUGGGAUGUUCAUGGGGGCCUCGUCGUUCAACCAGGACCUCGGCGCGUGGGACACCUCGGGCGUCACGUCGAUGUACGCGAUGUUCGCCGACGCAUCGGCCUUCGACCAGGACCUCGGCUGGUGCGUGGCCAACACUUACUUGAUGCUGUAUGGAACCUUCCACGGCACCCGAUGCGAGUCGACGUCGUGCGGUGUCGUUCAAAAUGCUGCAGGCACCUGCGCACCUACGCCAGCGCCGACCGCGACCCGCGGCAGUGGCACCGUCGGCAGUGACACCGUCGACGCCGCCACCCGCCUCUCAGGCGUCAGCGCCGCGCUCCUCGUGCUCGCGCUCGCCGCGUGA
Pelagomonas calceolata is the source of this 3129-nucleotide messenger RNA. NCBI's taxonomy places the organism in Eukaryota, Pelagophyceae, Pelagomonadales, Pelagomonadaceae. The record is from the annotation of a GenBank genome assembly.